AUGCAACGUGUAAAAUCACCAGCUAGCCUAGUCUCGGGGAAUAAGAUCGCACGUCCGGCGCAUUAUCGCUUUCUCUCUCCACCUAACGGCCUGAUUGCUUCGCCGGCGACCAUCCGGCGGUCGGCUGAAAAAGAAAUGGCUGCUGGAAGUAGCAGCCAACAAAACUUCAGAAAAGCUAUUGGAGCUAUUAAAGACUCUACAUCAGUUGGCCUGGCCAAAGUCAAUAGUGAAUACAAGGAUUUGAAUGUUUCUAUCCUUAAAGCCACAAACCAUGUCGAAGUCUUGCCGAAAGAGAAGCAUGUCCGAAUUAUUCUUGGUGCAGUUUCUGGUUCAAGGCCUCGAGCAGAUGUUUCUUUCUGUAUACAUGCACUCACAAAGCGUCUGGCAAAAACACGUACUUGGGUGGUUGCAUUGAAAACUUUGAUCGUCAUACAUCGUGCAUUGAGGGAAGUUGAUCAUUCAUUUUGUGAGGAAUUAAUUUUCCACAACAAAGGCAGAGGUCAUUUGUUGAACUUACUGCAUUUCAAGGAUGACUCGAGCCCUAGUGCGUGGGAUUAUUCCGCUUGGAUUCGUUCAUAUGCUCUGUAUAUCGAGGAGUGCCUAGAAUGUUUUUGUGUGCUGAAAUACGAUUUUUACAGGGAUCAUUCGAGAACAAAGAAGCUCGACACGCCUGCCUUGUUCGAGCAGCUACCUGCUUUGCAGAACCUUCUCUUUCGGCUUCUUGGUUGCGAGCCACUUGGAGCAGCCCGGCAUAAUUUCAUGAUACAUUUUGCCCUUUCGAUUGUCGCAGCAGAAAGCGUGAGGCUUUAUGUGGCCAUAACAGAUGGAGUACUAAUGUUGGUUGACAAGUUUUUUGAGAUGCAACGGCGAGAUGCUGUCAGAGCACUUGAAAUCUAUCGAAAGUCCGGAGAACAAGCCAACAGGUUGUCUGAGUUCUUUGAGAUGUGCCGGGGCCUCGAGUUUGGGCGAAGACAGAAGUAUGUCAAAAUCGAACAGCCCCCUCCAUCGUUUUUACAAUCCAUGGAAGAGUACAUAAAGGAUGCCCCACAGACGCUAAUGCUACCUUGGACAAGUGAUGAUGAAAUGCCAAAAUUGAUUGCGGCGGCUCCCGAGCAUACAUUGGAGGCUGAUCCAAAUGAAGCCACAGCAGAAGAGCCACCAAAUGAGAGCACAAAAACUGACAAGAGUGAUAAUGAUGUGCCAUUGAUUCCUGAUCUAUUGAGCUGGGAUGAGCCAAGUCAAGUAACAUCUGAACCGGGUGCAGGAAGUACUCUUCCUCUUUCACUUGCUACACCAGAGCUAUCAAGUGAACCAGCUGGCUGGGAGCUUGCACUGGUGACAACACGGGUUUCAACAUCAGCUGCACAAAAUAAGGGAGUUGCACUGGACAGAUCAAUGCUGGACAGCUUAUACGAUGCUGCAAUGGCACAAAACAACACCAACGGACCUUCCCUGCAGAGGGCAGACGUCCCUUCCAACAAUCCAUUCGAAUUUGAUGAUUAUAGCACACAAAUGUUUUACGACCCGACACAACCUAAUCAUUUGCAGUUAGCUGAAAUCCCCCUAAAGCAGCAAGCACCACAGAUCAUAGGCCACGACUACAUGCAAGUGAUCGGAAUUCCACUACAGCAGCAAGAAACGUCGCUCGUUGUCUACGACUCCAAUCAGCAGCAGGAGCCAUUGUUUGUCAACCAAAAUCACGGCCACCAGCAAGGGACUCCCUUCGCAGGCCGAGAUCUUAUGCAAAUGACAGAUACACCCCUGCUGGACUCCCCCAUGCAGCAGCAGGAGAAGGCAAUUGUAGCUUUCGUGUCUACGGGUACCUCCCGGAACCCGUUUGACGAGCCGAGCUCGUUAACCUCCGCACCAAAAUCUGAACUCUCCAAUUUGAGCUUCAUUUAA
Striga hermonthica is the source of this 1902-nucleotide messenger RNA. Lineage: Eukaryota; Viridiplantae; Streptophyta; Magnoliopsida; Lamiales; Orobanchaceae. The record is from the annotation of a GenBank genome assembly.